This is a messenger RNA of Scylla paramamosain (green mud crab), 1507 nucleotides long. RefSeq lists its product as uncharacterized. The transcript has 8 exons. The record is from RefSeq and is a predicted model, not a curated record. The coding region runs from base 13 to 1344 and encodes 443 amino acids. Lineage: Eukaryota; Metazoa; Arthropoda; Malacostraca; Decapoda; Portunidae.
CUGGUGGAGGCAAUGGUUAGUUCGGAAAGAUCCAUUUACAAGACAGGAGACACAUUGCUGGUGAAGAGUGUGAGUCUCCCAAAACCUGCAGGAGUGACUGAUGAUGUGUAUGUUGAUGAGGUGGCCUUCCUCACCACCCCAACUUCUGUGACACAGAUGUACCCACCCGCCCUCAAGCAGAAGGGAAUCCUUAUUGAGGAUGUGGCAGUCAAGAAGGUGACAGAGAAUGGGUACUCCCUGGAAUUCCAGACCACAAACUGCAAGACUGGAAUGCCCCUCCUUGGGCUCCUGCAGGUGGAAGGUCCUCCAGCAAGUUUUGUCACUCAGGUGACAGUCACACGCUCCUCUCAGACUGCCACGGGUCCCCUCGCUGGCACCUGGGACCUCGGAAUUCAGGGGCAGGUUGUAAAAGACAUUCCAGCAGGUGUUGACCCAAAGGUCCUGGAGGGCAUUCUGGAAAGUGCCCUGGGAACUGAUCUCACAGUCCAGUACUGCUGCAAGAACUACCACUACUACAUUGAGUGGGAGGAAAAUCCCGGCAGAAAGGAGCUGGUGGAGAUACAUACAGAUAACCUGAUGUUUGAUGGAACUCUAAAAACCAAGAUCAUUCGUGACUCAGCCGGAGUCCUUUGGCACAGCCCUCUUGAGACAGACUUUGUGACCACUCAUAGGGACUCUCCUCAUGUGACAGUACAAGUGAAUGGUUACUUUGGUGCAUGUCUUGGUGCCUGUGCCUUCACCUACGAUGAUGCCACCACUCCCAUGCUGACUGGCGUCUCCGGCACUGCAGGCGAGGGGCUGCAUCACACCCUCACCCUGAGUGGCACGGCCAUCACUGCCACCCAGCUCACCUGCACUGUAGCACUGUGGGGCGGCUUGCAUUCAGUGGCACUCAGCAUGCAGCCGGCUGGCUCGGCACUGCUCCCCUCCCCCAUCAUCUACAUGGUGCCAGUCACCGUGGUUGCACUCAGCAUCACGGAGGGCAGCACUGGUGGACAGUAUCCUCUCACUGUGACUGGCACUGGCUUCCCAGACAGUGAUGGGUGGGAGGCUGGCAGUGCCAUUAUGACUCUGGGUGGCAAGAAGUGUGUGGUUAUCUCUGGUGGACCCACAAAGGUCACCUGCACAGUGCCUGCUGGUGAUGUGAACUUCCUGUUGACCCUCAAAUCAAUGAUGACCAUCUGCUGCCAUCAGCAAGCAUUACGGGUGCAAGCUCUGCUUCAAAUAACAGGAAGUCUUCUUCUAGUAGUGACUCGUCCUCUAGUAGUGACUCGUCUUCUAGCAGUGAAUCAUCUUCUAGCAGUGACUCAGAAACUGAAGAUAUUGACACAGAUGAUUCCGUGAAAGAUAAGGACUAUAUCCCAAGCAAAGAGGAAGAAGAGAGUUUUAACCUUGAAGAGAAGGACGCAGUUGAUAAAAUUCCUGUACUAGUUAGUCCGCAAAAGGGACGUAAACGUAAACAGCACCUGAGUCAAUGGAAGAAACAUAAAGCGAAAAAAUGAAGGAA